This is a messenger RNA of Microdochium trichocladiopsis, 1639 nucleotides long. Its product is annotated as 26S protease subunit rpt4. The coding region runs from base 268 to 1443 and encodes 391 amino acids. Gene Ontology annotation, molecular function: ATP binding; ATP hydrolysis activity; proteasome-activating activity. Gene Ontology annotation, biological process: positive regulation of RNA polymerase II transcription preinitiation complex assembly. The record is from RefSeq and is a predicted model, not a curated record. The transcript is spliced from 4 exons. NCBI's taxonomy places the organism in Eukaryota, Fungi, Ascomycota, Sordariomycetes, Xylariales, Microdochiaceae. Gene Ontology annotation, cellular component: cytosolic proteasome complex; proteasome regulatory particle, base subcomplex.
CGGCGGGACCCUCGCUGCAAGCACCAGUGCUCUCGCCUCAUCCAAGCUGCAACGUCCACCCUUUCACGUUGCCCUCAACCUCGUUGAACCACACCACUCUCCACGACGAGAUCCUCACGCCCUCAUACCUAUCGACGGAAGCAACAUCUAGACUCGCGUUUCCGAGCGUGCAAAGGCCGCCCGCUGCGCGCACCAUCAGCCCCUCCGAGUGCUUCGCCUCGCCCACCCAUCCCUUCAACAAGCAGCUCCAGAUCACGACGAGGAAUCAUGUCUUCAGACCAAGAACGGGAGCACGCUUUGCAAGCCCUGCGCUCGAAACUCAUCGAGUCGCGAGAAUGGGAGGCCAAGCUGAAGGCGCUGCGGCUAGACAUCAAGGGCUUGCAGAGGGACUACGACCAGACAGAAGAGAACAUCAAGGCUCUCCAGAGUGUUGGACAGAUCAUCGGAGAGGUAUUGAAGCAGCUGGACGAUGAGAGAUUCAUCGUCAAGGCCUCUUCGGGACCCCGCUAUGUCGUCGGCUGCAGAUCCAAGGUCGACAAGGAUAAGCUCAAGCAAGGCACACGUGUCGCCCUCGACAUGACGACGCUGACGAUCAUGCGCAUGCUGCCCCGCGAAGUCGAUCCUCUCGUCUACAACAUGUCCCUCGAGGACCCCGGGCAGGUCAGCUUUGCCGGUAUCGGUGGCCUCAACGACCAGAUCCGUGAGCUCAGAGAAGUGAUCGAGCUGCCGCUCAAGAACCCGGAGCUUUUCCUCAGAGUGGGCAUCAAGCCACCAAAAGGUGUCUUGCUGUAUGGACCGCCCGGUACAGGCAAGACUUUGCUGGCUAGAGCAGUGGCGAGCAGUCUUGAGACGAACUUUCUGAAGGUCGUGUCUUCCGCAAUUGUCGACAAGUACAUUGGAGAGUCGGCCCGGUUAAUAAGAGAAAUGUUUGGCUACGCCAAGGAGCAUGAGCCCUGUAUCAUCUUCAUGGAUGAGAUCGAUGCCAUUGGUGGCAGGCGGUUCUCUGAAGGCACAAGUGCCGACCGAGAGAUCCAGCGUACGCUCAUGGAGCUGCUCAACCAGCUCGACGGUUUCGACUACCUCGGCAAGACCAAGAUCAUCAUGGCUACCAACAGACCCGAUACCCUGGAUCCGGCGCUUCUGCGUGCCGGUCGUCUUGACCGCAAGAUCGAGAUUGCUCUGCCGAACGAGGUUGGCCGGUUGGAAAUUCUCAAGAUCCACGCCCAAAGCGUGGUCACGGAAGGUGACAUUGACUUUGAGAGUGUGGUCAAGAUGAGUGAUGGACUCAACGGCGCCGACUUGCGAAACGUCGUCACAGAAGCAGGCUUGUUCGCCAUCAAGGCCUACAGAGAUGCCGUGAACCAGGACGACUUCAACAAGGCUGUGCGGAAGCUGGCUGAGGCGAAGAAGCUUGAGGGCAAGCUGGAAUACCAGAAGCUGUAAACAAGGCACAAUGGAUAGAUGAUGCGAUCCUGCUCGGACAUCUGUGAAGGGCAUGCUCUUAGAGUGGACCUCUAGAUAGAUCAAGAAUGCCUGGGUCUGAGACUGAGUGUGAGAAGCAUAUACCUUCACGUGAUUGCCGUUCUGUGACAGUUCAUUUGCGACUCUGUCCCGUCCUGAAUGAACCCUCUUUGAAAGA